CUCCUAACAACAUCUCCUCACAUUUUCACAAUGAGGGAAAGGAAGACAACAGAUCCACCUCAGUCAUCCACAGAUCUGAGUGAAGGGAAGGAGAAGUUAAGACUGAAGCAAGAGGUCGGCCUGAUUAGCGGAGUGUCAUUAAUUGCAGGCACAAUGAUAGGCUCGGGGAUCUUUAUGUCCCCUGAGUGGGUACUACAUCAUAUGGGGAACCCUGCCAGCAGCCUGCUUAUCUGGGCAGCAUGCGGUCUUCUGGCCAUGUUUGGAGCCUUGUCGUACGCUGAGCUUGGAACCAUAAUUAAAGAGUCUGGAGGAGAAUAUAUUUACAUUUUGAGGAUUUUUGGUUCUUUUCCUGCUUUUCUUUUCGCCUACACUUCUGUCAUCCUGGUGAGACCAGCUGGUUUGGCAGCUGUCUGUCUGAGCUUUGCUGAAUACGCCGUUGCACCGUUCUACCCAGGAUGUUCCUCUCCGCAGGUUGUCGUCAAAUGCACAGCUGCUGCCUGCAUCCUGCUUUUAACUAUCAUCAACUGUCUCAAUGUGAGGCUGGCGACAUCUGUUAUGAACAUUUUUACAGCUGCCAAACUCUUGGCUUUGUUGGUGAUCGUGGUGGGUGGACUGGUGCUCCUUGCCAAGGGACAAACUGAGAGUUUUCAGAAUGGUUUUCAGGGCACAAGUGUGGGUAUUGGGGCAGUUGGAGUGGCAUUUUACCAGGGACUCUGGUCCUAUGAUGGGUGGAACAACCUGAACUAUGUAACUGAAGAACUCAAGAAGCCUGAGGUGACCCUUCCCAGAGCUGUGAUGAUUGCCAUUCCUUUGGUUACGUGCCUGUAUUUGCUGGUGAACGUGAGCUACUUAGCAGCCAUGACUCCCUCUGAACUGCUGUCUUCAGGAGCUGUGGCCGUCACUUGGGGGGACAAAGUCCUGGGCAGCUGGGCAUGGCUCAUCUCCCUGUCGGUGGCACUGUCCACAUUUGGUUCAUCAAACGGCACGUUCUUCAGCGGAGGCCGCGUGUGCUACAUUGCUGCGAGGGAAGGCCACAUGCCAGACAUUCUGUCUAUGGCUCAUGUGCGACGCCUCACACCCUCCCCUGCACUGAUGUUUACAUCUGUGAUGUCUUUAAUAAUGAUAAUAUCAGGAAACUUCACCAGUAUCGUGAACUUUUUCAGUUUUAUAGCAUGGCUUUUCUAUGGCAUGACUAUUUCUGGGCUCCUGUAUUUAAAAAUCAAGAAACCAGAACUGCCAAGAUCUUACAAGGUACCAAUUAUCAUUCCCAUAAUUGUGCUGAUGGCAGCUGUGUACCUGGUGUUAGCUCCCAUCAUUGAUCAACCCCAAAUGGAGAUCCUCUACAUCAUCGCCUUCAUUUUCAGUGGCAUCAUUCUUUAUUUCCCACUGGUUCGCUUCAAGUACCACCCUCGCUUUUUGCAGACCGUCACCUUACACCUCCAGUUGUUCCUGGAAGUUGCCCCGACCACUAAGGACACAAACUGACAUAACAUGCUCCAGUCACAUGGAGGAUGCUGCCUGCACCUCAUGUUUUAUCCCGGCACCUUGGUUUUCAAGGCUCAGGAAAUAUUCUUCUGUAAAGAGGAAUGAGUAGAAUGAACGUGACACUAAAUUGUCCAGCUGAGAUGGACUAGAGCUGACUCCCCAGGUUUCCUCUAAAUUCUGGGGAUGUGUUUUUCUCCUUUUCAUGUAUUUUCCAUCCCAAGAGAAUGGAAAAUUUUUCCUGUUCAUGGAAAUCUCAGAUCUUAUAUUUCAAGCUAAAAGGCAACAAAAGGCAGACAAUGAAAUACUAUUCCUACAGCAGGCUGGGCCCCUAAGCCUUUCCUGGCAAUGCUUUUAAUCACUUCCACCUAGUUCUGCCCACUGUGAC
Molecule: messenger RNA, 1870 nt
Organism: Empidonax traillii (willow flycatcher)
Lineage: Eukaryota; Metazoa; Chordata; Aves; Passeriformes; Tyrannidae
Product: b(0,+)-type amino acid transporter 1-like
Exons: 6
Coding region: 31-1485 (484 amino acids)
Biological process (GO): amino acid transmembrane transport
Cellular component (GO): membrane
Molecular function (GO): L-amino acid transmembrane transporter activity
Source: RefSeq, a predicted model, not a curated record